This is a messenger RNA of Euleptes europaea (tarantolino), 1236 nucleotides long. RefSeq names its product arginine vasopressin receptor 2 (gene AVPR2). Gene Ontology annotation, biological process: regulation of systemic arterial blood pressure by vasopressin; G protein-coupled receptor signaling pathway; positive regulation of vasoconstriction. The transcript has 4 exons. The record is from RefSeq and is a predicted model, not a curated record. Lineage: Eukaryota; Metazoa; Chordata; Lepidosauria; Squamata; Sphaerodactylidae. Gene Ontology annotation, cellular component: membrane. Gene Ontology annotation, molecular function: vasopressin receptor activity; peptide binding. The coding region runs from base 1 to 1236 and encodes 411 amino acids.
AUGCUCUCAACAGCGCUGCAGCAUCUGCUGGACCCAGACUUGGCCCACAAGAACGGAGGUGACGGCUCACACAGUAUUCGUCAUGUCACGGGUAUGGGCAAAUCAGACCCUGCGUUGUUGGUCGCUCGGAAACAAGACGAUGGCCUUAGCGGACUGCGGACUGUGCGGGCUUGCUCCAGGCAGCCGACGUUCAACACCUCCUCUGUGCCCACCCCCAGCCCCAACGCCUCCCUCGCCCCAUCCGAUGACCGCGACAACACCCUCGCCCAGGCCGAAAUCGCCCUCUUGGCCUCCAUCUUCCUGCUGGCCACACUGAGCAACGGGCUGGUGCUGGGAGCCCUCGCCCGCCGCAGCCACCGGGCGCUGCCCAUGCACCGCUUCAUCCACCACCUCUGCCUAGCCGACUUGACCGUCGCCCUCUUCCAGGUGCUGCCCCAGCUGAUCUGGGACAUCACCGACCGCUUCCAGGGCCCGGACGUCCUGUGCCGUGCCGUCACCUACCUGCAGGUGGUGGGCAUGUUCGCCUCCUCCUACGUCAUCGUGGCCAUGACCUACGACCGCUACCGUGCCAUCUGCCGGCCCAUGGUGGCUUUCCGGAAGGGCCUGGCCUGCCGGUACCGGCCGGUGGUGGUGGCCUGGACCGCUUCCUUCCUCCUCGGCCUCCCCCAGCUCUUCAUCUUCUCCAAAAAGAAGCUGCCAAGCGGAGACCACGAAUGCUGGGCCCAGUUCGUUCAGCCGUGGGGGCCCAGGGCCUACGUCACUUGGGUGACCCUGAUGGUCUUCGUCCUCCCCACGGGCUUCAUCGCCACCUGCCAGGGCUUGAUCUUCCGCGAAGUCCACCGCAGCCUGCGUUUCGGGCCGGAGGGGGCCCUUGGGGGACGGGGCAGCCGCCAAGGGGCUUCCCCCAUUUCCGGGGCCGUCACCAAGACGCUGAGGAUGACGUUGGUCAUCGUGGUGACCUAUGUGGUCUGCUGGGCCCCCUUUUUCCUCGUCCAGCUGUGGUCCGUUUGGGAUCCUCAGGCGCCCAUUAAACAUGCGGCCUUCACCCUCCUGAUGCUUCUCGCCAGCCUCAACAGCUGCACCAACCCCUGGGUCUACGCUGCUUUUAGCAGAAGCAUCUCGGGGGAGCUGUGUCGCAUCUUCUGCCCUAGGCGGGCCCGUCGGCGGCUUGGCUCCCUGUACGAGGACUCCAGCAUGACGGCCAGCUCCUCCCUGGGGAGGGACACCCUCUCCUGA